Molecule: messenger RNA, 5684 nt
Organism: Salvelinus sp. IW2-2015
Lineage: Eukaryota; Metazoa; Chordata; Actinopteri; Salmoniformes; Salmonidae
Source: RefSeq, a predicted model, not a curated record
AACAACAUAUUUUAAAGGCAUCCACCUAUCCUGUACAAAGAUAACGAGUAUCCUUUUGGCACAUGUGGCUUCCGUAUUACUUCGAUGCUGGUUGGCCUAAUCGAUAUUCUCACAUGUGGCCACACGCUGAGCCACUCGGCCACCACCACACACAUUAUUAAUUUUCUCUCGGUGCAGAAAUCUCCUGCCCUGCAUGAACAUGCCCGCAGAACCCAGUGCCUUUCUAAUAGGUGAAGCCGUUGUUGGGCAUCGUUCCGUGAGGGUUACCUGUUUGGCGCUAGCUGCAUCGUAACCAGUGGUUUGGUCAUUUGACAGAAAGAGAGGUCUCCAAUUUACAGGUUGUCGUGCUAUAGGCUACUACUGGAACCAUUGAGACAUUUUCGCAGCGUUAGUCAUCGCACUAGCCGCAGUGUAGCCUUGUCUCUGAAUAGCCAGCCCUGUAGUUCAGUACGCACUCUUCUAAGUGUUGGGUUUGGUUGAUCCUAUCAUUUUAAACCGAACCGCAACCGAACCAUAUGCUGCUGCUAUAAUGGUCGUCCAUGGUUCUGACUUCGGGCGGUUUCUCUGACCUGUUGUCAGUGGUCUGAGGGGUGUUGGGCCAGUGUGUUGGGCGCGCGGCUCCGGUCAUUAGUGUUUGCGCAGGAAGUGGCAGCCGACGCCAGUGGCCGAGCAGGUGAUGUUUGCUCACGUAAGCCGUUCGCGUUUGAGGGGUGCAAGGGACGCGGCUGGAGGGAUUGCGCUGUUGCAUCGCCUAACUGGAUAACCAGAUAACCGCUGUCUUCUGUAGUCUCCGUUUUACCGAAAAGGAACCCGAUUUUUCUACACUUCUGAAGGUGGAUCAAGAAGCCCGACCUUGUGUGUGUCUGUCUGUGUAUUUAUGCUUUUUUUUUCUGUGUGCGGAAUCUAACAAUAAUUUUCUGUUAUAGAAAGGCAAUGCGCCCACCCAUGCGAUGACAUUUGUUGGAGAGAGAGGAUAGACUGUAGAGGCUUCAUGCAGAACCUCUGGUUUCGAGUAGAGGGUAAUUUACGAGUCUUGGUUUGCGUUUCAGGAGAAAAAAAUUGUGUUGAAGGAGAAUGCAGCAACCACAUUUUUAACCAUGCAGAACCGGGCUGUUUCCGCUUCUUAGGCUGGUGUGUCCCCAUCUGAAAGUUUAUGGGGAAAGCGGCAGACACAGAUGGCAUGGACACUUAUACAAGGUCUGCCGCUCUGCCCUGCUAUCGGAGCCUAUUCGCAGUCUCCCACUUCAACCCCGCUCCGUCAUCCGCGCCCCUUAGCCGCCCCAGCACUGCAGCAACCGAGCCACGGCCGACGGCAUGAGGCUUGAUCCGGUGCAUUUCUCCAUGCUGGUCAUCGGGGUCUCCUUUGCCUGUUACGCCCCGAGUCUCAAUUCCCUCCAGGACCAGGCAUAUCGAUCUGCCGUGGUCAUCGAGGGCGAGGUGCGCUCCUCACCGGAAAACGUCUCUCGGGAGCCUUACAGUGUAAAUGUCAAAGUGCUGGACGUGUGGCCCGUGAACAGCGGCGGGCUCGAGCGGGAGCAGCUCGUGACUGUCGGAGACUUCAGUUCCGAGGCCCCGUGCACCACUGUGGAGGAGAACCACAGAUAUAUAUUUUUCAUGGACCCAACAGGCGAGCCUUUAGUAUUCAAGGCAUCGUUUGCUCCGCUGGAUGCCAGCGGAACGGACCUGAAGAAGGAUGUGGAGAGCGUGUUGUGUGAGGACUGCGCUGUGGCCCCUAAGUUGCGGCCGAUGCGGGGCCAGUCUCUAAUGGAGGGGGAGAGGCUGUAUCUGAAGUGUGAGGCGUCAGGGAACCCUAGCCCCUCCUUCCGAUGGUAUAAAGAUGGCCGAGAGCUCCAGAGGGGAAAAGAUGUCAAAAUCAAGACCAAUAAGAAAAACUCCAAGGUCCAGAUCAACCGAGCGAGGCUGGAGGAUUCUGGCAACUACACGUGUGUGGUUGAGAACAUGCUGGGCCAGGAGAGCACUACGAGCAGCAUCAGUGUGCAGAGCCUGACCACUACUCUGUCUCCAGGCUCGAGUCACGCCCGGCGCUGUAACGACACAGAGAAGUCGUACUGUGUGAACGGUGGAGACUGUUAUUUCAUACACGGUAUAAACCAACUGUCNCACGCCCGGCGCUGUAACGACACAGAGAAAUACUCCAAUCUCCGCUGUGGAGUAUCAUUGAUGGCACGAUUCACAUCAUACCAACAUCUUGGAAUUGAAUUUAUGGAGGCAGAGGAGCUGUACCAGCGGCGGGUGUUGACCAUCACAGGCAUCUGUGUGGCACUGUUGGUAGUGGGCAUGGUCUGUGUGGUGGCAUACUGCAAAACCAAGAAACAGAGGAAGAAGAUACAUGGCCACCUGAACCAGAACGUCAACCAGAACCAGUGUGUGGAGCAGCCCAACCGCAUGCUGGCUAACGGUCCCAACCACCCCGGGCCAGGGCCUGAAGAGAUCCCCAUGGUGGACUACAUCUCAAAGAACGCUCCUACCACAGAGUGUAGUAUAAUACAGCAUGGACCAGAAGAAGCUGUAAACUACGCAGGAAGCCGAAUGUCCACCAGAUCCCACCACUCAUCUACAGUCUCCCACAACUCCAGACAUGAGGAGCGGACGUGGAGUAUAGAGAGGACAGACAGUAUGAACUCAGACUGCCAGUCGGGGGCGCUCUCCUCGUCAGUGGGCACCAGUAAAUGCAGCAGCCCYACCUGCAUGGAGGCACGGGCACGGAGGGCCGCCUACUGGGGCUGUUCUGAGGGAGCCAGCCUGCAGUAUGGAGACUCCUACGACUCUCUGAGAGACUCACCUCACAGUGACAGGUACGUGUCAGCGUUGACCACACCAGCCCGUCUGUCGCCCGUCCAGUUCCACUACCCCCCACUGCCCCCCCAAGUGCCCACCUUCCAAAUCACAUCCCCCAACACAGGCCACGCCCUCACCCUGCUGCCCGCUGCCGCAGCCUACCAGCGGGAUGACGACCAGCCUCUGCUGAGAUGCCCACAGGAUGGACGGUUGUACCGGCAGCCCCGUCGCCCGCGCCAACCCUACCUGACAGAGAGCACGGGCAGCCUUCCAUCUAGCCCCUAUCAUCUCCCUGACGACGAGGCCUACGAGACCACGCAGGAGUACGCCUCCUCCCGUGAACCAAUCAGGAGCCGCCGGCGCCCGCGUCGGAACCGCCUCAAUGGACAUGUCUCCCAGCGUACAAUGGGCCUACGGGACAACAGCUCUCAGAGCUUCAGCCAAUCAGAGGAGGAGGAGGAGGAGGAAGAGGAGGGGCAAGGAGAGAGCACUCCUUUCCUCAGUAUGCAGAACAUGAACAUGGAGCCGUGCGAACGUGGGUACCGAUCAUCUARCGCCCCUGCCCCGACCGCCAACAUACGGACUCACCGGGCGCAGGGGCGGCCAAGCACCCGCAGCAACGGACACAGUAAAAGCUCCCAGUCGCGCUCCUCCAAAAAUGACAACGCACCCCUUUAAGACCCGCCGCCUUGACCACUGACCUCUAACCCCUGACCCCGACCCCCCUGACCCACCUAAAAACAACAGUGGAGUAGAGACCUGCACCUAGGAGAAAUAUUUUUAUUUUGUAUAAGAGACAGAUAUUCUAAAUAAAUGAAAUAUUUAUUUUCAUUUCAGCAAAAAUUGUCUACUAGCUAACAGCAAAGACUUUUUUUAUAGGGAAAAUAUUUAUAUGUAAAGUUUUUGAUUUACAGCGUUAUGAGAGAAAAAAUGAUUACGUGCCAAUUUUUUCACGAGUUAGAUAAUAGAAUAAUAUUGUGGUGCCUUUUGCUGUGUGCUGAAGCCAGAGGUCCAGUUGAGUUUUUGUAGCCUUUCUAAUACAGACUCCUCAUUUUAUAGACCUCUUUACUUUGACUUCCUCUGAUUUAGGAUCUCCCUGUUUGAACUGUGAUAUGAUUCUGUCAUCAUGCAAUAUGAAUCACCCCUGUGUAACGGUGUAUGUUUACAUGAGUAUGAUCCACACGCAGUUGUUUUUUCACGGGGGACAUUUAUCACAGACGCAACUGGCUGUGGUGUCCUGUCCUGGUACAGGAAGUGAGGCGCUAGUUGUUGAUGAGUCGCUCCAACAAACUCACAUCAGUCAUUCAUGUCAUCAUCCGUCCGCCUGUCAUCGUAUGUGUAUUGUUUCAGAGGAAUGCAGGUGAUCCAAGGUACCUGCACAGGUGUUCAGGGUUUCUAAAUGGGAAUGAGUGUAGGGGACGGUUGUGGUGUGUGUGUGUGUGUGCGUGUGCGUGUGCGUGUGCAUGCAUGUGUGUACGCACUCCAUGAUGAGUUGUAGUCUGGUCACAGCAAGGGAGACAUGAGUGUCCAUUCAGCUAUAAGGGUGUAGUCACUGUUAAACUGACAUACUCAACCGGCCAAUUGUCAUGCUGCCAGAAGCUCCAUUGCACUGUAAAACCUCCAUCCAUGAGCAUUCAUUGGCCAGGGAGCUGCCAAUCCUACCAAUCCAGUCAAUCCAGCCUGAUUCUGGCCUACAUGGACUGCCCUCCCCCAUUCCUAUGCCAGCAGCUUAACUAAAGCCGCACUGUGUCUCAGGACUUUCACAUCCCAUCAAGAAAAAGACUCCAUUUCCCAAGAGCCACCAUGGUCCAUAGGCCAGAUCCAUUAUGUCCCUCUUCCUUGUCUGUUUUCAUCUGUGAUAUAGUAUGGAGCUAUGGAAACUCUUGAAACUUGAAAAAAAAGUGGGUUUUAAAAAUGCCAAAAUACGCUGAUAUGGAGUUCAUGUUGAGGCUCUUGGAUGAUUGUUCUAUGACAGUGUAAUGACACAGGUUUGUUCUGUGAUGAUGAUGAUGAUGACGGCAUUGGCUCGUAGUGAUGAUGGCACUGGUUUGAUUUGUGCUGUGACAAGUGACACAGGUUCAUUUUAAAGUCUCUCCUAUGUUGACUGACUCACUGCAGUGUGUUUGAGUCUGUUCAGUUUGUCUUUUUUUAAUCAUAGCCAACACACAGUAUGGUAUUAUCGAUUAUUGCAUUAUUUUUUGCAUUCCUAUACCUUUAUUAUUAACACAAGUAUAACUUGCUUGGUCAUAUUGACUGAAUGAUCUGAUAUGUGUCUGUCUCUGUCCGACCCCGCCCUCUUGACAAUGACAUCAUAGAGUAUGACAUAACCUAUUAUCAUGGGAUAUGUUAGAUUUACACAUUACAACAGCUUGUCCACUCCGCUAUGGGUUACAGGCAUUCCUCAGAAAGGGUCCACCUCAGAAAUACUAUGAGAUUAAAUGGACAGAGAGCAUCCCGCUCCUCUACCUAAAAGAAAAAGAGAGUCCCCAUGAGUUGGUUUUAAAUGAAACAUUUUAUUUGCCCCUUUACCAGUAGAGUCUCACAGGAGAUGCAUGUAUCACAAAAAAACGUUAUAAUAAGUACCAUAUAAAAAAUGACAACCAACUCCUUUGAUGAAAUCAGAGGAUUAUUGUGGAAUAUCAUUUAGAGAUAUACAUGUUAUUUUCAUGGCCCAAAGUUCUGGCUAGUUUGUCUUAGUAACACUGUAUUCAAUCUGAGAUUUGCAAUGUGGUAUACUGCCAGUGACGGUAGUGUGCUUCUAGUGGUAGUUCAAAUGUAAAAUCCCCCUUACCUCCUUCCCUUGCAACCAAUCCUUCCUACCUUCCACAUUUACUCUCUCUUUCUCUCUCACACACACACACAACACACACACACACACACACACA